This is a messenger RNA of Talpa occidentalis (Iberian mole), 2051 nucleotides long. RefSeq names its product CD96 molecule (gene CD96). NCBI's taxonomy places the organism in Eukaryota, Metazoa, Chordata, Mammalia, Eulipotyphla, Talpidae. Gene Ontology annotation, biological process: inflammatory response; cell-matrix adhesion. The coding region runs from base 68 to 1780 and encodes 570 amino acids. The record is from RefSeq and is a predicted model, not a curated record. The transcript has 14 exons.
UUAAUUAAAGACAUCAAUUAACACCUGUGAUACUAUGGAAUUGCUGCUGUGAGGCCUUCAGGAGACGAUGGAGAAGAAAUGGACAUACUGUGCUGUCUAUUCCAUCAUCCAGAUACAUUUUGUCAGGGGGAUAUGGGGAGAAACAUCCAAUGCAGAAAAUAUUUAUGCUUCACCUGGUUCUAAUGUCAGCCUGAUUUGCCAAACCCAAAAGAAAGGCUUGGUGCAGAUGCAAUGGUCCAAGAUCACCAAUAAAGAAGAACUGAUUGCCGUUUAUCAUCCCCUGUAUGGCUAUUACUGUACCGAUGGGAGUCCCUGUGACUCACUGGUGGCUUUCACAGAAGCUCCUGGAAAUGUGUCAGAAUGGACUCUGUACUUAAGGAACAUGUCCUCCUCGCUCAGUGGGAACUACGAGUGUACCUUUACUAUGUAUCCAGAGGGCAUUCGAACGAAAAUCUACAACGUUCUCAUUCAGACAACUGUGACACCGCAUGAAUGGAGAAGUAACCAUACAAUAGAAAUAGAGAUAAAUCAGACUCUGGAAAUACCAUGCUUUCAAAAUAUCACCUCAGAAAUUUCGUCUGAGUUCAACUUUACAUGGUUGGUGGAGGACAAUAGAACUCAGGAAAUACUUAUCAGGAAAUACUCAGGAAAUACCCAACAUCAUCUCAUCAGCAAGUCCACAUCACUUAAAGACAGAGUCAAGCUGGGUACAAACUACAGUCUCCAGCUUUCUCCAGUCCAAGUCCAUGAUGAUGGCCUGACAUUCUCUUGCUGCGUUAAAGUCAAUACUAGCAAAAUCUUGAGGAGCUUCACUAAGGUCAAAGUUUUUGCUAAGCCAGAAAUGCCCAUGAUUGUGGAAAAUAACUCCAUGGAUGUCUUGGGACAGAGGACAUUUACCUGCUUACUGAAUAAUGUAUUUCCCACAGCAAAUCUCACAUGGUUUAUAGACGGAAGCUCUCCUCAAGGUGAAAAAGAAAUAAGCAUUACCAAUGAAAUGAGAAAAGACAAAGGUGGAUUUUUGGAACUGAAAUCUGUUUUGACAAGAGUGGAUGAUAAUCCACCAGCCCAAUCAAACAACCUGACCAUCUGGUGUGUGGCUCUGGCUCCAGUCCCUGGAAAUAAAGUAUCGAAUAUCUCAUCUGAAAAGAUAAUGUUUUCCUUGGGAUCAGUGAACACUCCAACUGAUCUACCACUCACCGUUACAGAAUUGACAUUCAGCACUCAAUCUUCUGCCAAAAGCAUAUCUCGUGCAAAAUAUCCAGCUACAUCUUCAAUAAGCUUUACAGACAUGAGUUCAUCAACUCCAGAAGCCACCCGUCAAACCAGCAAUUCCAGUGUGACUACCCAAGAUUUCAACUACUCCUGGACCUCCACUGGGAAAGAUGCCAAAAACUCUUCAUGGAUGCCCAGUGAAACAUACAGUUCACACUCCUCAAGUGCAGGCCUGACACUUCAUGGUGAUGUCCUCACCAGUACAACCAGAAAAUUUUCACAAGUUCCCACAAGUGCCAGUGUAUCUACUAUAAAAAAUAACAGCAACAACGCCAUGUCUGGUACAAAAGAUACAAAAACAGAUGGAAUGCCCUGGUCAGUGAUUGUAGCCGUGUUACUCUUUUUCUGCAUGUUACUGUUUGGUCUUGCAGUGAGGAAAUGCUAUCAAUAUCAAAAAGAAAUCAUGGAGAGACCCCCACCUUUCAAGCCACCUCCACCUCCCAUCAAGUACACUUGCUUUCAAGAGCCCAUUGGAAGUGAUCUGCCUUGUCACGGGAUGGAAGUCUAGUCCCCUGGGACUCUGCCACACAGCAAAACUCUGCUAUAAUCCUAGGGAGAAGAUAUAUAUUGUGCUUUGUGACUGGGCAAGCCUCUUUUGCAGCUGAAAUGGAUGUCUGAAGGAAAUGACUUGCUUUCCCAGCAACUCACCCUCUCAUCUGCAUGAAACUUGAAAGAGAAGCAAGAGUAAGAGGCUAUGUCAUGCUUGUACCCCAUGCAAUCUGUAGGGAUUUUCUUGUUUAUGUAAGAAGUGCAAAGCAGGCUGCUGUUGUUAAAAAAUG